Molecule: messenger RNA, 3090 nt
Organism: Kluyveromyces marxianus DMKU3-1042
Lineage: Eukaryota; Fungi; Ascomycota; Saccharomycetes; Saccharomycetales; Saccharomycetaceae
Gene: TRK1
Product: Trk1p
Exons: 1
Coding region: 1-3090 (1029 amino acids)
Biological process (GO): potassium ion import across plasma membrane; intracellular potassium ion homeostasis
Cellular component (GO): plasma membrane
Molecular function (GO): high-affinity potassium ion transmembrane transporter activity
Source: RefSeq, a predicted model, not a curated record
AUGUUCUUGCGUAAGCUGGUACGAAAACGGACUGUGCAAAAUAUCGAGACUUACAGGAAGACGUUAGGCCAUAGAAUAAGAGAUGGGAUUGCAAAUAUUGCCCACAAACUUCAUCCUAUUGCAAGUUUAAUAUGCCCGAACUUUAUUGCAUUUCACUAUUUUUAUAUUAUAGGGUUUUCGAUAUUAGGCAGUAUCAUUAUGUACCCAGUAAAGAACUAUCCGUAUAUCGACAUUUUAUUUCUAGCUACUGGUGCCGCAACACAAGGUGGGUUGAAUACAGUGAACACUAAUGAUUUACUUUUGUACCAGCAGAUUGUUGUAUAUGUUGUGACAACAUUAACUUCGUCUAUUUUCAUCCAUAGUGGACUAGCUUUUGUACGACUUUACUGGUUUGAACGAUACUUCGAUGGGAUUCGAGACUGGUCCAAGAAGGAUUUUGAGAUGAGGCGAACAAUGACAUUAAGAAACAGAGAAAUGUCAAGAAAUUACACGUCUGAAAGUGCCUCUAGAUCUGGGACACUGAUGCCAUCAUCUCGAACCAAGAGUUUCUCGCGAGCAGAAAGAGACUCUCGCAAUUUUCAAGUAAAACUAUUUAGUGGUGAGAUGGUGAAUAGAGACGAGGAUAAUAAUGAUGAAAGCUCAUUGGAUAAUAGGAAUAAUGUUGAGUCAAGUAAUAAAUCCGAGAAGUUCUUGAGCAGAAGGAAAUCAAGAGAUAUAAACCCAGCAGAUAUGUACAGAUCAAUAGCGAUGUUGCAAGAUAGACACGAGAAUAAAGACAACACAACAGGACCGGCACUUGUUGUGAAAAGUCCUGCAGAAAGGGAUAUAGAAAUGGAUCAGGAACAAGGAGCAUCUCAACCAACAGAUCAGCAUGGACAAUCGAUUCAGUUCAAAGUGGAACCACGUCCAGUAAAACCUAUGAAACAUCAUUCUGAAUCCUCGGGGCUAAGAAAAUCAUUCACACAAAGAAAGAGACCAAGCUUUUUCAAAGGCUCACAAUCUGCAAGGUCUAUCAGAAAUAAAUUAAGAAGAAAAUCAAAAGGAGUAGAGUAUCAUAACAUAGAUGAUGAAGAUGGGCAUGAUGCUGAUAUGGAAGGGUCUUCUGACGAUGACGAAGAAGCUAUUCAAUCAUCAAAUUCCUUUUCUUCAUCCGUACCAGAUUCAGCUAGUGCGCAUAAUUAUGCUACUGAUGAUUUUGCAGAACAUGGCUCAAAUGUAGAAAUGAACUCAGAGCCUUCUUCGUUAGACAGUCACAAUAUUAGCGAGGAUGAUGAUGAUGAUGAAGGCGAUCAUAACUCCAACGCCCCAGAUAACUUAUCAUAUUACGGAAUGCAGGACGGUCCAUCUCUGCGCAAUAGACUAAAUAGAGUUAUGAGCUCCAACUAUUUAUCCUACCAACCAGCUAUUGGGAGGAACUCAACGUUUGUUGGAUUGUCUGACUCUCAGAAGGUCGAGUUAGGUGGUGUUGAAUAUCGUGCUACGAAAAUACUUUGUUUAAUAUUGACAAUAUAUUUCGUUGGUUUCCACAUCAUGGCACUUAUUGGGUUACUUGGGUGGAUACAGCCCAUGGAAAAGUAUAAAAAGAUAAUAAGAGCUGAUGGUAUCAAUCCGACUUGGUGGGCAUUCUUCACUUCAAUGAGUUCAUUCAAUGACCUUGGGCUAACUCUUACACCAGAUUCCAUGUAUUCCUUCAAUAAAUCCAUUUUCGUUUUACUGUGGAUGUCAUGGUUUAUCGUUGUUGGUAACACUGGGUUUCCCAUUCUUCUUCGGUUUAUAAUAUGGGUCCUCUUCAAGAUAAGUCCCGAUUUGUCUCUAAGAAGAGAUUCAUUGGGAUUUUUAUUGGAUCAUCCACGGCGUUGUUUCACUAUGCUUUUCCCAAAGGCAGCAACAUGGUGGCUUUUACUGAUUCUUGUCGGUUUGAAUGCUAUUGAUUUAAUUUUAUUCAUCGUUUUGGAUUUAGAUACCUCUGUGGUGAAGAGCCUAUCUGCGGGGUUCAAGGUUCUCAACGGGUUAUUCCAAGCAGUAAACACUAGAACAGCAGGUUUUUCAGUUUUAGACUUGAGCCAGUUACAUCCUUCUGUUCAAGUUUCUUACAUGUUAAUGAUGUAUAUUUCGGUUCUACCAAUUGCCAUUUCUAUCAGAAGAACUAACGUCUAUGAAGAACAGUCCCUUGGAAUAUAUCCCAAUGAAAAUGCGGAACCAGACGAUAAUAACACAAAAUCAUUCAUUGGGGCACAUUUGCGUAGACAAUUGUCUUUCGAUUUAUGGUAUAUGUUUCUGGGAUUAUUCGUUAUUUGUAUUUGUGAAGGUGGGAAACUCCAAGAUGCCUCAAAACCGCAGUUCAACGUCUUUCAAGUUCUAUUCGAGAUCGUCAGUGCGUAUGGUACCGUGGGGCUCUCUCUUGGGUACCCAGGAACAAAUACUUCAUUUUCAGCUCAAUUCACUACCAUAUCAAAGCUAGUUAUUAUCGCGAUGUUGAUCAGAGGUAGACAUAGAGGUCUACCAUAUACGUUAGAUCGUGCUAUCAUUUUACCAAGCGAAAAGUUACAAGAAAAUGAUAUGCUUCACGAAAUGUCACAAAACAGAAGAAGUCCGUCUGGCCUGAGUGCAUCAACAUCUUAUGACAACAGAGCUUCAUAUGUUGGCGACGCAUCUUCUGAGGGCUCUCAUGAACGUUUCGGAGGGUUCAAAAGACAAUCUCGUUCCAUAUGGCAUGGUAUAGCUUCUGCUUUCAGCAUGGGUCACCAGCCAAGACUGAACCGUUCAUUGACUUCAAGAUCAUUGGAUGGCCGUACGAUGACUCUAUCACAUUCAGAUAUGUGGGGACAAAAUGAAGCCUCGCAUAGAUAUCCCAAUAAUUCAUUCCCGAUGGAAAGGAUGAACUCCAGAGAGACAUUUCCUCGUACAUUGUCGAGUCCACCUGCAAGUGUAUCAUUCAGAGACAGACUCAAUGAUAGUUCUGAAAGCCCAUUAGGUGGAAUACAUGCAAAUACAGUUGAAGCAUUCGAAAACUCCAACAGCAAUAAUAAUAGCACUAAUAGUAAGCACACAGAAUCUUCAAGUUCAGAUCCUAUAAUAGGAACAACAUGA